Messenger RNA from Vespa mandarinia (Asian giant hornet), 10257 nucleotides. It is a transcript of the gene Shrm, whose product is annotated as shroom. The record is from RefSeq and is a predicted model, not a curated record. Gene Ontology annotation, molecular function: actin filament binding. Lineage: Eukaryota; Metazoa; Arthropoda; Insecta; Hymenoptera; Vespidae. Gene Ontology annotation, cellular component: cortical actin cytoskeleton; apical plasma membrane; adherens junction. Gene Ontology annotation, biological process: actin filament organization; cell morphogenesis.
UCGGCAACAGUCGUGCAUCGGCGCUCGCUCGGAGUGGAUCGCCGGUUCUUGUGGUUUCCUCGCAAGUUGCCGACAGAAUGGCGGUGAUGUCGCUGCUGUUGGCGCCGUUCUCGCCACGAGACGACGACGACGUCGAGGGACGCUCUUUUGCGCGUUGACGUUCUAUUCUCUUGAUCGUGAUCGACCUUUACUUUAUUACGUUUUAUUUCUUUAAUCAUUCCCGAGUAUUGUUUCUUCGACAUUGUUAACUCGCGUUAAAAAAAGGAAAAAAAAAAAAUAAACAGCAUAAAGAAAAAUACAAAGAAAGAAAGAAAGAAAGAAAAGGACAAAAAUCGCGCGAUAAAGAAAGAAAGAUCUUUUCGUAUUUCUAUAUCUCUGUCGUUUUCUUUGACUCUUUCUUUCACUCACCUUAUAUCCUUCGUACUCUUUUCCGUGUGACGUGGGUUGUGUAUAGUGGGUGUGCUUCGUUCCUUCCUUACUACAGAAAUAUAUAUAUAUAUGUGUGUACGUAUGUAUAUAUAUAUAUGCACGCACUUUUCCCUUUGCCAUUCUUUUCCUUCGCGAAUUUAAAGUGAUCCUUUCUCGAAUUUCCUGUGGAAGAAACACCGUCGUCGAUCGAGCUCCGAAGAAAACGACGAGUGGCUUGGAUAAAGCCACGAAGAGAGCUACUUACAUCGAGAGAACUCCUCCGGCGAGAGAAUCAACAGGUGUAUCCCGGAUGGCGGGGACGUCGGUUACACGAUGACGGAAUUGCAACCGUCGCCGCCAGGAUAUCGUGUACAGGAUGAGGCCCCAGGUCCACCUUCCUGUCCCUCGGGGACCUACAAGUAUACGAACCACGGGCAUGACAACGAGACUACCAAUUUCAAGGGUGCCACGUCGUAUACUCAGGAAGGCUAUGGCCUUAAGAAGAGUCCGUCCAGGACGGUGCCGUCUAACCAAUACUAUCGUCGCAGAAACGACGGCAGGAGGUCAACAGAAAACGAACACGAAGGCAAUAACAACGUCGGCAACAAAAAAACAGCGAUUGCUGGUUACAACGAGAGUAACAAGAAAAAUACUUCGGGCUAUAAGAACGACAGCGGGUAUAGCGAGACUCUUGGAUUCGACAGUUUCACUCUCGCUCUCAACGAAAGGGACGAAGCUUCGCCACCACCAACACCACCAGUUAGAGACGCAUCCAGUCUCAAAGGUGUCUGCUACGGUCCAGGUCAUGAAAAAUAUCCAUCUUGGCCGAGCGCCCCUGAACGACAUCCCGACGAAGACAUUCACAAUUUAAGCCACAACGGAUCGCACCGUUCCAAAUCCUGGACCGAUCACACCAAUUAUCCGAAAGAGAAACCAGCUCAAUAUACGAGACCUCAUACAAAGAGACCUAAUCCAGUCUUCACUCAGCAGCUAAAAACGGUGAUGGAACGUUGCGAGAAAAUACCAGCGGAGACUUUCGAGUCGCGUAACAGAAAAAGCGUCGAGGAUGAGCCACGUUUGUGGCCUCGCGUAGAUCGCGAAGGCAAGGCAUUAGGAGACGCGGAAUACGUAGUUCCAUCGCCACCGGAAAGAGAACAACAAUCGGCUCAGACUCUCAGCCAUGCGGAUCUCGAAGCUUACGUUAGAAGCUAUCAAGAUCCUCAAGUGUCCCAGGUGGAUUUGUAUAGAGAAACGGCAUUAACGCAGGCGGGUUUGGAAGAAUACACGAGGGUCCAACAUUCGCAACAGGCCAGUUACGCACAAUCCGAGGGCUAUCACAGUUAUGUUUCCAGCGUUGAUUCCACGACCAAUACACCUUUUCUCGAUAGACUUCGAAGAGAUAGCGAAGCCGUGGCGCAAAGAUCUACUCCUUCUUGGGAAGAUACUUCGAGGGAGGGCAGAGACAGUGUGGUGACAACGUCUAGCGGAAGUGCUUCCAGUAGUGAAACAUUAAAAUGGCACGGUUCGAUGUCCGACGUCAGCGUUUCUAGUGGUUUACCAGCGAGACAGACCUGUACUUCGGACAGGUGGCAUCAUGGCUCGAUGUCCGACGUCAGUAGCGUCAAUGGUGGGAUGAUGGCUCAGAAAUCAAGUAACGUAUGUCAUGAAAAGUGGCAAGAUUCUAUGAGUGACGUCAGUACGAGCGGAUUAUCGCCAACGACGAAAGGAAGGCACAGUGAAAAGUGGCCGGACAAAUGGCAGGCUUCGAUGAACGACCGAAAUAAACAAGGACAGACCAGAGCAAGUUUACCAGGAGUUAUAGGACACUGCGUGGCUUCUGCCUCUGUCGGAGACAUUUGUCAAUCAUCGACAGUUCGAGAGAACAAUUGGCAAGAAUCUAGUAUAGACGAAGAUUCCCUUGAUAGAUCGCAAAGCAGCCAUCCGUGGGAUGGUUCUGUUACAUUGGACGGUGAUAAAUAUAGAUCGGUCUCUCAACCGAUGCCGCAAAGUCCAACCAGACAAGUUGUGCCUACGAGUCCACAAAGUCCCGACGGAUGGGAUCCUCUUCAUGGAUCCAUGUCAGAUGUUAGCCAAUCGAACGGCAUACAGUGCAACAAACAGUUAAUCGCUUAUAGCGCUAGAGUGCAGACCCCACAACGACAUCUUUCAGAGAGUGUAUUGUACUUGGAUCGCGAACGUAAUCAACGAAAAUUAUAUCCUAUUAGCACUACGCAGCCGCAGGAAUCGCCACAGUCUUCUUCUAGAAUGGCACCCACGUCACCGCAGCAGUCUCCAUUGUCGGUAGCUGAACGUAUAAGCGAGUUAGAGAAGCAACAACAACAGCAACAACAGAUGCGUUACACUUAUCUGGAUCCUGAGAAACGGCAUAGAGUUUCUGAUCCGACUUUGAAAGCCAUUCAAAAGAAAGCACUAUUAUCUUUUUACGAAAGACAUCAUCAAGCGUCCUGGAGAUCAGAGCCACAAUUAGCUCAAGGCUCAGGGACCUCUCCGCAGAGUCCUCCGCCGCAACCACCGCCACGACCUAGACCAUCCUCCUCGAGACGAGCCAGUUCUGCGUCCGAUUAUGCUAGUGGCACGUGGAGAGAGAAUUCCGGUAGAGGACAAAAUCAAGGAAAUUCAGAUCUACCGAGUCCUAAGCAUCAGCAUAGUAACAGUUGCGGCAGUCUUUCUACAGAUUUAUUGGGUCCGGUUAUAGUAGGGCCUGCUAUAUCCAUCGACGAUUGGGUCCCAGAAAGACCACCCAAGAAACCUCAUCUUAGGAAUGUUUACAACGAUCGCGUUCCUAGUCCUGAUUUACCACCACCGUCGCCACCGACAGUGACAGAAAGCGAGGUCCAUGAAUGCGACGAUCCUUUACCACCUCCGCCGCCCGAACUCAGCGAAGAUUGUUAUCCAGAUAGUACACGAAAAACCAGUUCGGCUCAUCAUCAACUCGAGGAAGGAAAGAUGCACCGCGAGAGAUCCUGCGAGCGACACAAAUCGGAGAGACAUUCGAUGAGAAGAUCAAAACAUAACAACAAACGAGAUCUUGAUAAAACAUCUGGCAAAUCCUCGCCGAAUUCUCCGACAACGAAAAUCUCUUCGCAGGAACAAGAUCAGCAUCAAUUUGUAAGAACUCCAACGACGUUGAAACACGUCGAUACCGAAAUGAUCCAUGAAAAUGGCAUUUCCCCGGGUUUUGCCGCUCACAGAAUGAUGACAACUGGUCGUUCGAGUUUAAGAUAUCCUUCUACCCAAAAGCUUAUGGUAAACGGUAGAAUAGCGAGUACGAGAAGAAUAUCCGAAGAAAGACCGUUCACAGCUAGACCACCCGCUCAAUUACCCGAUCUCAUAUCUCAGCGUUAUAGUGAUUCUGGAAAUCAACGACCAGCGCCUCAAGUUCCUGUUGAACCACGUAUCAUUCGACAAGAAUCGAUGAGAGUCGAAAGCACGAGAAUCGAUGCAUCUGGAUUACUACGCAACGAUUCUGGUCAAAGAUUGGAAUCGUCAUCAGGACAGAGGCCGCAGCCUCAAGUACCCAAGAAUACCGAUAAAAAUGGUUCGACGAAUCAAUCGAAUCAUCAACAAUCAAGACCAAAUUAUUUACCUGUCCCUGAUAAUUCCAAAAGUCAUGCCUUUUCUAUCGGCAGUCCCGUUAACAUGGGAUACGAGCUUGGUUCAAAACUUUAUUCCCCAGAAGCCAGUCCACAAAAGUAUCAUGAACCACCGAAGUACAUGUCCAAUCAUUAUUCUCGUCACAGCGACACACCGCCAAGAAACUAUUAUGCUCUACCACCGAAAUAUAUCGACGCGCCGAAACAAAAACCACAGCCUCAGUGUCCUACGGAUCGGUACAGCGCUUCAUCGCCCAGUUCUCCACCGCCACCUUUAGCACCGAGACAAAAUACACCUGGAAGGAAAUCCUUGCCUCCACCUCCAAGGCCAGCUCCGCCUCAUGCUAUUCAAGGAAGCCAAUCAAAGGCUUCUUACUUGGCAUAUAGAAGAGAACGUGGCGCCCCUGACAGCGAAGGUAGCUACAAAAGAACGAUGUCUCCGACCUCUCGUUUAGAAGAUUGGCCACCUCCACGGGAUCACGAUGAUCCAGUUCUGUUGCGUGUCACGCCACAUCAUCCAUUACAACACCAUCACCAUCAUCAUCAUAAUAGUCAUCAACAACAGCAGCAACAACAACAAUCACACGAACUUGCCAAAUCCCAUAGCGUCGACGCUCUUCACCAUCGAUUAGAAGAAAAGUCAAGCCAACAGCAUCAACACUCGGUCGAAUCGAUCGGGAAAUUAUCCCACGAAUUAACUAAGAAACUUCAAAUUGCUGACGCUAGAACACGUACCAAUGAGAACAACAAUAAUGACAAUCUAGAGGAUCGACAUCAUCAUCAUCAUCAUCAUCAUCAUCAACAUCAAGAGAAAAGAUAUCAGGAAAAGAGGCACGAUUAUGAGCAACGAAGAGAACGAUUAUCUCCCCAGAGCGUCGAGGUUCUCAAUGAUAGGAACAGACAAUUGGAACGAGAGCGUAGAAAAUUAGCUGCCAGUUGCGAGCCCUUAUCAGAAAAUAGAGAGAAACAGCUUCGUAAUGUCGAAAGUGGUUCUCAACCAGCAGCCGGUGAGGAUUUCUUCCGCGAAAGAAGUGCAACGAUCGAAAUGACCUCGCAAAAUAUCGAAUUACUGAACCGUAGGAAUGAGAAACGAUCCAAUGGAGGAAGUACGUCGACCGGUACAAUGUGCUCGUACACGGUAAGCACGACGACCUCCUCGAUGACUACUACGAUUACCAACAUGACAGGUAAUUGCUGGUCGAGAGGACAGGAAAAUGUUGUCGUUCAGAAAACGGUAGAAUCGAUGUCUCAUCAUGACAAACCACCACCGCCAAGUAGUUCACCACCAAGAUCUCCGGAAAGAGGAAGUCCAAGAGGAGCAAUCCCACGAAGAUCCGGAAGCUGUUCGAGCUCCUCCUCUUCCGGUAGAUCGACCGAUCCCACGUCAUCUCCUCGAAUCUUAACUUAUGGAACGCCAACCAAGAGUACACCGAAUUCCCCAACUAGAGAAGAAGGUUCCACCGAUCAAAGGAAAGUUUCGAGUCCAACUCAAACGGAUAGUACAGUCUCUUGGAACGGAUCCAAUUCUGCUGGUCAAUCAUUGAAUCAGCGUUCGUGCCAAACGAGAGAAACGGAGAAUCCUAGAACAGAAAGAACGGAGAGAUCGUCCGGUAGUUCAAAAUCAAGAUCGACGGGAAGUAGAUUCUCUUCGAAUUCCUCUUCGUCUUCGUCUUCUUCUUCGUCUUCGUCUUCGUCUUCGUCCUCAUCAUCAUCCUCCUCGAUCUCAAGUGUAUCCAAAUCCUCCACCUCGUCCUCACCUAGAAACUCACCUGUCGAUGAACAGGAUAAGAAACCUUCAUCAUCAACCACUUCACCUUGCGUCUCUCCACAACCUGGCAUCGAAGGCUUGACUUUGGUACAGCGUACCGAAGUAGUUCUUAGAGUUAACGCUGCUACAAGUGACGCGGCAUCACAGACCGAUCUCAUGGAGCAAACCGCAGAGCAAAACAUUGUCAAACAGGAGGAACCUCUUCUACCGGAACCGAGAAAAAAAUUACCGGAGGAGAUUGAGUGCGAAGAACUCAGCAGAGAUCUAGCCAGUCAACUAAGUCCAAACGACAAAUUGGUCCCCAUUCUAGUUCCAGUGCCGGAGCACAAGAAACCCACCGACUACGUUUCCGGUCUCUUUAGGGUGGAAGCGACCUUGCAGUCAAGACCGAGGCGGCGACUCUCCCUUGAGGAGUCGAUGGCCUCCUGCGUCGUAAAUGCAGAUGACGAUGAGAAAAAACACGAAAGUAUACCUUCGGUUCCUGUAACCCCAUCGUCAGCUGAUCCGAGCAGCCCGCUUUCAUCCACUUCGGCAUAUUUCACGACGUCCGAAGGUAAAGCGAGGUUUCUGACGAGAUAUUCUCGAGACGUUAGUGUCGAUGAUUCUACAAGAUCGGAAGAUACGACGGCAGUCGUUACAGCGGAUAAUUCGGAUCUCAGGAAGAAGAAGGAAGAGCUCAUGAUGCGAUUGGACAAGAAAGUGAUCGUCUUAAGGGCUGAACAAGAGGCUGUUAAAGAAGAGGGAGAAAUAAAUGAAGCCCUUGGUGCUCGCGUAGCUAUGCGUAUUUCCGCCGCAGCUAGACCAGCUGAAGCUUCCAAGUAUCGACUUCACGUUGAGGAAGUUGGCAAGAUUACUAGCCUUCUUCUUAGUCUUAGUGGAAGAUUGGCUCGUGCUGAAAACGCCCUUUAUGGUAUGCCGGCCGAUCAUGCGGAGAGAAAAAUACUGGAGGGCAAGAGAGAUAAGCUAAUAGAUCAGUUGGAAGAAGCUAAGGUUCUGAAGACGAACAUCGAUAAGCGUAGCAUCAACGUUUCGGCGAUCCUUUCAAAAUAUCUAAACGACGAGGAAUUUGCCGAUUAUCAACAUUUUAUCAACAUGAAAGCUAAGCUGAUAAUGGAUACCCGUGAAAUUCAAGACAAAGUGAAGCUCGGUGAGGAACAGUUGGCUGCAUUGAAGGAAGCUAUCGAUUAAAUCGAUUAAUAACGACGAUGAACUUUAAUGGAGACGUGUACGAAAUUAAAAUAAUAUUUUAAGUAAGAUAUUCGUAAAGUAUAAAGGUCGUAUUUAAAAGUCGCGAUACGAUAGUACUCGAAUAUUUCUUGAGAAUAUUAAUAAACAAGACUCCUCAUUCAUCGUCUAUGCGAUGUCGAAUCGAAGUCUGAACCUAUAAGGAAAACAAUGUGAACGAGCAAAGAUCUACCAUACUAUCACUUAUUAUCAAUGCAUAGAUAUAUAAAUAUAUAAACAAACAACUAUAUAUGUAUAUAUAUAUACACUUAUUCUUCAUGUGUAUAGGUGUGUGUUUAUGUUUGAUCUAAAGAAAAAGAAAAAAGAUAACAAUAACUUUUUACAAAUUUUCGAAAUUCCUUUUUCACGUGAAAAAGUAAGGAAAACUUUUAUAAAACUAACGAAGUUGAUAAUCCACGAUUAAACGGAGUCAUAUUUAACGCAAAAAAAAAAUGAAAAGAAAAGAAAGAAUGUAAAGACGAAUGUAAAUUUAAUUUUUUUCAACUUUCUUUGAUAAAAUAACAAGAAUAAAACGAUAUAGCGAUUGUUUCACAUUUUCCUUGUUAAUUUAGUAGGUUCGGACUAAAUCUCUAUGAUCUUCGAGAGCCAAGUGCCUAUGCUCAAGUGCCGCCUAGUCCUUUUUAAGAUUACACGUCGAUCUUCUCCCCGUGUUCCCUGAUGAUCCGCUCUAGAAAUAAUAUUUCUCUUAACUUUAUUAAACGAUAAGUUUACUAGAGGGUAACAUGAGGAUAAACAAAAGGAAAGAAAAAAGAGAGAGAAAGAGAGUGAGAAAAAAGAAACACGGGAAGCUUCUUCUUUAGAUCUUUCCUCGAGGAGAAAGCGACAUCGUAAUCGCAUGAAAGUGAUACGAGAAAGAAGAAAAAAAAAGAAAAGAAAAAAAAUGAAAAACUUGAUAUGUAAAUAUAUAUAGAGAGCAAAAGAAGCGAAGAUAUAAAUGUAAACCUUUAAUUGAAUGCUUCCUCAUUCGAUAAUAUGUAUGAGGUAAGCGAAUGAUUGUUCGUUGUUUUGUCAUUUUUAUAUAUAUAUAUAUAUAUAUAUAUAUAUAUAUAUAUAUAUAUUAUAUAAACAUAUGUAUACAUAUACAUAUAGAAAGGAAAAAAAGAAGAAGAGAAAAAAGAAAUCACAUGGAAAGAUUGAAUACAUUUCUUCGCUUGUACGGUAUGUAUGUAUACCUGUACAAAAUUGACGGUAUUAAUCGAUCAUUCAUAAAACUAUGAAAAAUUCUAUUAUAUUAUCAAAUAAUUGAGAAUUAUUGAAACAAUCAAAAUUCUAAUAUGUAUCGUGUAGAAAAAAGAAAUUUGAUUAUUAUUUUCGAUAAAGGAGAAAUAUGUCGUCGGCAUACGAUCGAACGAAACACAUAGUGUUUGACUUCGGUGCAAUAUUUUUUUUUAACUCCUCGGAAGGUCUGAUAACGCGAAAUGUAGAGCGAUAUAAACGAGAUAUUGACUAUACUGAAUUAAAAAGUCAAAAAAAAAUAUCUAAGCAGGUAUCGUCGACACGCUCGAAUCUUUUACACGUUGCUCGGUGUAAGCAUUAACAUUUCGCGUAUGUAUGUUUCACGAAGAAGCGAGACGUUUGAAAGGGAAGAAAAAAACGAGAAAACGAAAAAAAAAAAAACAAAAAGAAACAAAAAAAGAAAGGAAGAAAGAAAAUGAAUAUGCUAUAACCCGUGCUGCCUUCUUAUAUACAAUAUGUGAUAUAAGAGUAUAAGGAGAGCGUACGCUUUGCACCACGUCGCUAAACGUUUUUUUUUUCUCGUUUCGACGUUGUAUCUUUAAAGAUAAAGCGACGUUGUACAUGUACAUAUAUAUAUUAUAUAGAUUUUUAGUACAUAAGCGCAUACACAGGACAUAAUACUACCGUAUUAUCGAAAUUAUAUACACGAGUUUGCGUUCAUAAAUACAGACAUAUACACUUAUCCACACACACACACACACACACACAGACACGUACACGCAUACAAGAUGCCUAUACAAAAAGUACUAUUUUUUACAUUUCGUUCUAACCACGGGGUUCCACGUGGAUCCCUAUGACGCUUGUGAUUUUACUUAUUCUAUAGUACCGGACCAAGGACUCUCGAAAAGAAGUGUGUUGUUAACGCGCGAAUAGAUUUCGAGCCUCCAUGGUGUAACGGUGUUAUCGAGAAAAAUUUUAUGCCUCGUUCAUUGCUAGAUCGCAGACAUAAUAGACAUUUCUGUUUGUUUUGAUUUUAAAUAUCGGUCCAUUCAUCUUCUCCAUUAUCGAUUUCGUUUUGUGGUCAUCCUCAAAUUAAUACGAAAACGGGGAAGAGAUUAUACGGAGAAAUAAAUUUGUCGAAGGAAAUCAAGGAAAUCCUCCGGUUUUUUGAGCUUCGUUAAUGAAAUAUUUACCGAAGACUCAAAGAUCCCGAGAUGGAGUCCUAUCUCGUCAUCAUAGAUAUUCUCUUUAUAAACUCCGAUUUAUAAAAGUUUUAACGCAAACAAUACAGGAAUGCGAUAUUUUUUUUUUUGUUUCUUUGUUUGUUCGUUCAUUUGGUGUUUUUUUUUUCUUUAAUUUUUAUUUGUUUAUUUUCUUUUUUCAAAACGUCGAAGAUUGAACACAGGGCAUAAAAUUUUCCGACAUAAUAGUCAGUUUCUGUUCCUUGUUUGUUUCUCGAUAUUUUUUUGCAAUUUCAUGUUAUUAGAAUAUUCUGCAGUAUCUCGCCAUUAACCGAUUAAAAAAAAAAGAAAAAAAAGAAAAGAGAGAGAGAGAGAGAGGGGGGUAGAGAGAGAAUGAUGAUAGCUCGUAUCUUCGAUUUGAAGAAAUGUGAGGAUGAAGAAGAAGAAAAAGACGAAGUAAGUUGCAUUAAGAUGAAAAAUCUUCUUACCCCUAUAACGCCAUGGUACGGCGCAGCUAUAAGAAUUGUAAAUAACAAAUUAUCCGAAACAUGGUGCUCUGGAAAUCUAUUUUUUACGAGAAGAAACGUUCCAUUAAUUCGUAGGUUUAUAUUGUUUCUAAGGUCAUUAAUAUUAAUUUUACAUUUUCACUGUGUACAUAUUAUUAAACAUUAUUCUUCUGCGUGAUGCGAAUAUUCAUAACCAGUUUAUACGUACACAAUACACUUGCGUCACUCAAUUGUAAGCGACUACGUUAGGACGUCGUUUAAUUUGACAAUAUUAUCGCAUACGAAUGUAUUAUGGAAUGAAUCAUUACGAUAAUUACCUAUCUCAAAUUCGCUUGAAAUAAAUAACAUGUUGAAAAUUA